Messenger RNA from Indicator indicator, 1626 nucleotides. RefSeq names its product UDP glycosyltransferase 8 (gene UGT8). Lineage: Eukaryota; Metazoa; Chordata; Aves; Piciformes; Indicatoridae. Gene Ontology annotation, molecular function: UDP-glycosyltransferase activity. The transcript is spliced from 5 exons. The coding region runs from base 1 to 1626 and encodes 541 amino acids. The record is from RefSeq and is a predicted model, not a curated record.
AUGAAGCCAUACGCUCCAGCUUUCAUUCUCCUGUGGAGUGCUGUUGGGAUAGCAAGGGCUGCCAAAAUCGUUGUCGUGCCGCCAAUUAUGUUUGAAAGCCAUCUUUAUAUUUUCAAGACUCUGGCCUCUGCCUUGUAUGACCAAGGUCAUCAGACAGUGUUUCUCCUCUCUGAGGGCAGAGAGAUUCCUCCAUCUAAUCACUAUAGACUUCAGCGCUACCCAGGAAUCUUUAACAGCAGCACCUCGGAUGAUUUUCUCCAGUCCAAGAUGAGGAGUAUCUUCUCGGGGAGGCUGACAGCCCUCGAACUCUUCGAUAUCCUGGACCGCUAUUCCAAGAACUGUGACAUGAUCGUUGGCAACCGAAACCUCAUGCAAGCCCUCAAACAGGAAAAAUUUGACCUGCUCCUGGUCGAUCCCAACGAGAUGUGUGGAUUUGUCAUAGCUCAUCUUUUAGGGGUUAAAUAUGCCGUCUUUUCCACUGGCCUCUGGUAUCCAGCCGAAGUGGGUGCUCCAGCUCCCCUGUCUUACGUCCCAGAAUUUAACUCGCUGCUCACAGAUCGCAUGAACCUAUGGGAGAGGAUUAAAAAUACUGUUGUUUAUCUUAUUUCAAGAUUUGGAGUCAGUUUUUUGGUUCUGCCAAAAUACGAAAGGAUAAUGCAGAAACACAAGGUUCUGCCAGAACGGUCCAUGUAUGACUUGGUUCAUGGAUCCAGCCUGUGGAUGCUUUGUACUGAUGUAGCACUGGAGUUUCCGAGACCUACGCUCCCCAAUGUUGUUUAUGUGGGAGGAAUCCUAACCAAACCAGCCAGCCCUCUGCCAGAAGAUCUCCAGACAUGGGUGAAUGGUGCUAAUGAAAAUGGCUUUGUCCUCGUCUCUUUUGGAGCUGGAGUGAAAUACCUGUCAGAAGAUAUAGCCAAUAAGUUAGCACAUGCUCUGGCAAGGCUGCCUCAGAGAGUGAUUUGGAGGUUUUCAGGAAACAAACCAAGAACUUUGGGCAACAAUACCAAGCUUAUAGAAUGGCUACCACAAAAUGACCUUCUUGGUCACUCUAACAUUAAAGCUUUUCUUAGCCACGGGGGUUUGAACAGCAUUUUUGAAACCAUGUACCAUGGAGUCCCAGUGGUGGGGAUUCCCCUUUUUGGAGACCAUUAUGAUACUAUGACUCGUGUGCAGGCCAAAGGCAUGGGAAUAUUGCUGAACUGGAAGACAGUCACUGAGAAGGAGCUGUAUGAAGCCCUAGUAAAAGUUAUUAAUGAUCCCAGCUACCGCCAGCGGGCCCAGAGGCUGUCUGAGAUUCACAAAGACCAACCCGGUCACCCCGUUAACCGAACUGUGUACUGGAUUAACUACAUCCUCCGCCACAACGGAGCCCAGCAUCUACGUGCCGCUGUUUACAGCAUCUCUUUAUAUCAGUAUUUCUUACUGGAUAUUGCCUUUGUCCUACUAGUGGGUGCUGCCUUACUUUAUUAUAUUUUGGCCAGGAUAACAAAGUUUAUCUUCAAACAAAGCAAACACCUGUGGUCAAAUGACAAACAUCGCGCUGUCAAUGGACAUUACCAAAAUGGGAUCCCAAAUGGCAAGUAUAGAAGAAAUGGCCACAUUAAACAUGAAAAAAAGGUGAAAUGA